UCCUGCUGCUCCAUCGAUCCAUCUGAACUCUGACUUUUUGCCAAAUCAAACCGAGAUGGUUCUGACUGCCGGCUCCGCCUUCACCAUCAGUUGCCAUGGCAAUGGUUCGAUCCGCUGGUCUAGCACUGCAUUUUGUCUGCUGUACCAGGACAAACUGCCCAACCCGGUGGAAGUCAACAGCUCAGUCCCUCGACACACUGGAACAUUCCGCUGUGGGUACACCACCCAGGGCCUGGAACACCUGGACACCUGGAUCCACCUGUACAUCAAAGACCCAACCGACCCAUCCAGUGUGUUCGUCACUCCUCGCAGAGACCCUGAUGCCAAAGAAGGACAGGACUUCCUGUUCAAGUGUCUGCUGACUGACCCAUCUGUGAAAAAUCUCACCCUCCAAUCGGAGAGCAGGGAGGGGGGCCUCCCCCAGGGCAUGAAUGUGACCUUUGACCCCCACAGAGGGGCCCUAAUCCGAGACCUGCAGAGGUCGUUCAACGGCCGCUAUGUGUGUUCAGGCUGGAGGGAUGGGAAGCAGUUCAGAUCCAAAUGUGUCAACCUGAUGGUGGUCCCCAGGCUGCGUCCUCCCACCCUUUCUGUCAGUCAGGAUAAAUUCGUCUGCCUGGAAGGAGAAAAGUUUGAGGUCACCUGUUUGACUAGUAACCCCUCCCACCUCUACUAUCUCACCUGGACACACCCAAACAUACAGGCACUGAACAUGACUCUCAGCCGUCACUAUAGCAACCACCGCCUGUACAUCAAUGGCACUCUGACUGUCUCUGCUGUCAGUCUGAAACACAGUGGACCAUACACGUGUACCGCCACCAACGAAGAUGGAGUCGCCACGGCAACCACACAGCUCAGAGUUCUGGAUCAUCCUUACCUGAGGAUCUAUCUGCAGCCAACACGGCAUGCUAAUGCUAACACCAAGUCCACAGACGUCAAGUACCUGUUUGCUAAUGUUAGCAUCAUGCCAGUGGAUGUGCAACGAGAGCCAGAUGCUAACAUUAGCCAUGCUUCACCGCAAGUGAAUCGUGAAAUGAUUGCUUAUGUUAACCCCAAAAGGACAGAUGGUGCUAGCAGUGCUAAUAUUAGUGGCAGUAGCAGAGUGGAAGUGUAUGAAGGCCAAGAUGUGACGCUAACAUUUGUGAUGGAGGCGUAUCCUCCAAUCAGCAACCAGGACUGGAUGACACCAACACACACCAACAGCAAGAACAACACAGUGUACCAUGAGAGCUACACUGCUAAUGGCUACAGGUCGGAGGCGAGCCUGCUGCUGCGGCGGGUCCGUAAGGAGGAUCAAGGUCGAUACUCGUUUCAUUUCUCAAACUCGUUCUUCAGCGGCUUGCAGAACGUCGAUCUACGAAUCUUCCGUUCUCCGAGUGUUGAGGUCAUUCUGCAGAAUGACACCCUGACUUGCAUCAGCUCUGGAUAUCCACGACCCACAAUCCUCUGGUACACCUGUGCUGGAGUCCAAGACACGUGUGGAGAUGUCUCCACCUAUCAGGUGUCUCCAGCUAAUGUGACCUCACAGGAGCAAGAGGAGGAAGAGGUGAGGAAACACUUCCCUCUGUCAGCUGGUGAUGAUGUCACUGUCGAGUGUGUUGCCUCCAAUAAGAUGGGAAAGUCUCGUGAUGUCUUCAGACCCUGGAAGUCUCAGAGUUCUAUAGGAGAACCUCAAAUGUUCUUCACUCCGGCUCUGAUUGGAGCUCUGAGCGCUGCUGCCGUCCUCCUCCUAUUGCUAUUGUUUGUCUUUUACCAGUGGAGACAGAAACCCAAGUAUGAGAUACGCUGGAAGAUCAUCGAGAGCACAGACGGAAAUAACUACACCUUUGUUGACCCCACCCAGUUGCCGUACAACCACAAGUGGGAGUUUCCACGAGACAAACUCCGCCUUGGUGCUGUUUUGGGUUCGGGAGCAUUUGGGAAGGUCGUCGAGGCAACAGCAUACGGUCUGGGAACUGACAACAACGUCACUAGAGUCGCCGUCAAGAUGCUGAAACCGAGUGCUCACUCAGAGGAACGUGAAGCUCUGAUGUCAGAGCUGAAGAUUCUCAGCCAUCUUGGUUACCAUGACAACAUCGUCAACCUGCUGGGAGCCUGCACUCGAGGAGGUCCCAUGCUGAUGAUCACAGAGUACUGUAGCCAUGGUGACCUGCUGAACUUCCUGCGGGCUCACGCUCAGGACUUCAUGACGUCCAUUUUGAGUGUGGAUGAAGUCGAGGAGGAGGCUUUCUAUAAGAACAUGGCCGCCCAGAACAGCAGACUCAGGAGUGACAGUGGGAUCUCGUGCUGUUCAGAGUAUCAGGAGAUGCUGCCAGUUCUCAACCCAGGACAAACACACCAGGGUGUACAGACAGACAGCCUAUCUGUCAGUGACCUCAUGAGGUUUUCGUACCAGGUGGCUCAGGGUCUGGACUUCCUGUCCACCAGAAAUUGUAUCCACAGAGACGUGGCGGCAAGAAACGUCCUGCUGACUGAUCGUCGCGUUACAAAGAUCUGUGACUUUGGUUUGGCUCGAGACAUUCGCAACGACGACAGCUACAUCGUUCAAGGAAACGCCCGCCUCCCGGUGAAGUGGAUGGCUCCUGAGAGCAUCUUUCAGUGUGUUUACACUGUGCAGAGUGACGUCUGGUCGUAUGGAGUCUUACUGUGGGAGAUCUUCUCUCUGGGUAAGAGUCCGUAUCCCAAUGUUGCCGUGGAUACCAACUUCUACAAGAUGAUCAUGGAUGGCGGUCACAUGGCUCGGCCAGACUUUGCUCCAGCAGAGAUGUAUCAGCUGAUGACUCUCUGCUGGAGUCUGGAGCCCACCGACAGACCAACCUUCAAAACCAUUGGUCAGCUCGUCAAUGGGCUCCUCCCCUCCGCCAAUGACACAUCGCCACGUCACACCCAUCAGUCGACGUACAGGAACAUUGAUGAGUGCAGAGAGGAAGAGGAGGAGGAGGAGGUCAUAGGAGGAGGAGAAACACUGAAGAGAGGAGAAGAAGAAGAGCGGGAGCAGAGAGAGCUCCGAGAUGAUGAAGAGGAGGAGAAGGAGCUGAUGAUGAAGAACAUCUACCAGCUCUCCUGAUCGUCUCGUCCAAUCAGAAUCUGUUUCUCACUUUUAGUUUAUAACAAAUGAAAGGUGAACAUUUGAGAGCAAACUGAUUUCAUGUUUCUGACGAGACGAACAGCGUCCUCGUCACUCUGAGGACAAACCUUUAUUCAAACGUCCGUCCUGAACAGACAUGAAGGGACGUCUGGGUGCAGUCAUGUGAUCCUCUGCUCUGAUUGAACAGCUGACAGUGUUGUGAUUCAUUUUUCCUGUUUUUCUGUCUGGGGAACUCGUUAAAGACUUGUCGUAGAGAUGUCGUCAGUUUUCCCUCCUCUUUGUUUAAAGUUCACAAAGUUCAAGAUAAACCAACUCUGUGUUUCUGUUCCCGCUGGAAUCAGGACAAUCUUGAUUGGCUCUCUUCAGGCCGUCACCCGCGUCUGUGUCAAACGAGAUUUGAAUAAAGUUGAGCCUUUCAGGUCUCAUUCACAAUGAAUAGCAAACGUCUAUGGUGGCCCGGAGAGCUCAACACUGUAACUGAAGAAAACACAUGAGCUGUUUCCAGGGGACACUGAAAAGUGAUGAACCAGGUGGGGACAACGAUUGAAGUGUGUUGAGCUAAAACCGUCGAAUCAAAUUUUUCCUACAAAUGUUAUAAAGCAUCAGAUUGAUGACAUCACAAUAACAUCACUUUCAUCUCUACCAUAACUGUUAAACUGUGUGUUCACACUGAUGACUCAUUGUCAUCAUCUGUCUCUGUGAUUGGCUCAGCUGCUCCAGAGCCAUGACAGCAGGGAUGUGAUUGGCUGACUAAAUGUUUUCAGCUGCACCACCAACCAAACUCAGUCAUUUUCUAAGCAUUAAAAAUAUUCCAUUUUAUUUUUGAUGUGACACAUAAAAGAAAUGAUAAUAAUAAAAUAUUUUUCAAAGAGUCGCCAAUUAAAUUCGAUUAAAUUCAAUUAGUUCAUUAAAUGUCUUUUCGAAAAUGACAAAAUUUCUUUUUUAACUCACAAUCAACCAAACUUAAAUUUUCUAAACGUUGUUUUUGUUAUUAUUAGUGAUUAUUGAUCAGGAUUUUCUUCAUCAGACAUUGGACCAGAUUAAACUGGAGUGACUCAGCAGAGACGGAUAUAUGAAUCCAGUCUCAGGUCUGGAUCAGGUCACAGAUGUUAAAGGGUUUGAUCUCAGCAACAUUUAACCAGAUCUUGUUUUUCAGUCAUUUUAAAAUUGUUAUUGAUCAGAUGUAAAUCCAGACUGAAAAUGAAUUUUCAUGUUGUUUAUUUUCAUUGUAAAAAAUAAAAUCAAACAAUCAGCUGA
This is a messenger RNA of Seriola dumerili (greater amberjack), 4342 nucleotides long. It is a transcript of the gene csf1rb, whose product is annotated as macrophage colony-stimulating factor 1 receptor 2-like. Bases 56 to 3064 code for a protein of 1002 amino acids. Gene Ontology annotation, molecular function: ATP binding; cytokine binding; macrophage colony-stimulating factor receptor activity. The record is from RefSeq and is a predicted model, not a curated record. The transcript is spliced from 21 exons. Gene Ontology annotation, cellular component: signaling receptor complex; CSF1-CSF1R complex. Lineage: Eukaryota; Metazoa; Chordata; Actinopteri; Carangiformes; Carangidae. Gene Ontology annotation, biological process: osteoclast differentiation; cytokine-mediated signaling pathway; multicellular organism development.